Messenger RNA from Effrenium voratum, 878 nucleotides. Lineage: Eukaryota; Dinophyceae; Suessiales; Symbiodiniaceae. The record is from the annotation of a GenBank genome assembly.
AGCCGCGCGCUGCUCAAAGCCGCGGGGAUUGUGAAAGUGGGGUCAAAACCCAGUCUAUCGGGCAGAGAUGAGCAAGAACAAGCGCAUCCUCGCCCUUUUUGAUGUGGACGGGACACUGACGGAGCCACGGAAAUUGGUGUCCCCGGAGACGCUGACUUAUCUGCAGGAGCUGCGGACAAAGAUCUGCAUCGGCGUCGUGGGGGGCUCCGAUCUUGUGAAGCAAAAGGAGCAGCUCGGCGACAGCCCAGCUCUGUUUGACUACGCCUUCUCUGAGAAUGGCCUGCUAGCGUUUAAGGACGGCCAGAAGAUCGGCGAGACAUCCAUCAAGGAUCAUCUCGGCGAGGAGAAGCUGAAGAAGCUGAUCAACUGGGUGCUGAGAUACUUCGCGGACCUAGACAUUCCGGUGAAGCGCGGCACCUUUGUGGAGUUCCGACAGGGUAUGAUGAACCUCUCCCCCAUUGGCCGAAACUGCAGCCGGGAAGAGCGCAACGAGUUCGAGAAGUUCGACCUGGCCAAUGGCAUUAGGAAGACCAUGGUCAAGAAGAUGACCGAGGAGUUUGCAGACCUCGGCCUCACUUACUCCAUAGGCGGCCAGAUCUCCUUCGACGUUUUCCCGACUGGCUGGGACAAGACCUACUGCCUGCGGUACCUCCCGGAGGCCGAGUUCGAUGAGAUCCAUUUCUUCGGCGACAAGACGUUCGAAGGCGGAAACGACUUUGAGAUCUACUCGCACCCCAGGACGAAGGGGCACAGUAUUGAGGAUGCGAACCCAUUGACGACUCUGAAGAAGCUGGAAGAGCUCUUCGGGGUGCCAGCGCCCAAAUCGCUGACGCCACCCAGUGCUCACUGAGCCGAUGGCGCGCUGGAAAAAUGUGGGC